Messenger RNA from Manduca sexta (tobacco hornworm), 1297 nucleotides. It is a transcript of the gene DnaJ-10, whose product is annotated as dnaJ homolog subfamily C member 9. NCBI's taxonomy places the organism in Eukaryota, Metazoa, Arthropoda, Insecta, Lepidoptera, Sphingidae. The coding region runs from base 146 to 952 and encodes 268 amino acids. Gene Ontology annotation, cellular component: nucleus; cytoplasm. The record is from RefSeq and is a predicted model, not a curated record. Gene Ontology annotation, molecular function: heat shock protein binding. The transcript has 5 exons.
AAGUAACAGUUCAUCUGUCAAAAGUCAAAACGAAAACGUUCGGCGUUCUAUAUUUCCGCGGGUAACUUAUGUUGAGGAUUUCAGGACUACAUUAUUUGUAAUUUUUCAGAACUAUCAUUAUUUGUGUUAGUCAUUAUACUACACAAUGGGCUUGUUAGAUUUGUGCGAAAAAUAUUACAGCACUAGAAACCUAUACGAGGUGUUAAAGAUCUCAGAAAAAGCGACGGACAAAGAAGUGAAAAAAGCGUAUCACAAAUUGUCGUUGAAAGUACAUCCAGAUCGAGUUGGUGAUAAUGAUAAACUCGAAGCAACGGAAAAAUUUAAAGUCUUAGGAAGCAUUCAUGAAAUUCUCAGUGAUAAAAACAAACGGGCAUUAUACGACGAAACUAAGUCUGUUGAUGAUGAAGACUACAAUGUUAUAAUCGACAAGGAUUGGGCUGUUUAUUGGAGAGUUUUGUUCAAAAAGAUAACUGAAGAAGAUAUCAUAGCCUAUGAAAAGGAAUAUAUUGGUUCUAGUGAGGAACGUGAAGAUCUUAAAAAUGCAUAUUUAGCUGGCAAAGGCAACAUGGACUAUAUUGUAGACCAAGUACAAUUCGCCAGAACAGAACAUGAACCCAGACUGAGGGAAAUAAUAAAUGAAAUGAUAGAGAGUGGCGAGGUACCAGCUUACAAAGCAUUCACACAUGAACCAGAGAAAAAAAGACAGAAAAGGAUUGCAAAAGAAAAUCGGGAAGCUGAAGAGGCUGAGGAAUUGAAAAAAGAAAUGGGAAUGAAAUCAGGAGCAAACAGUUUGGAAAUAAUGAUAAGACAAAAACAAGAAACUAGAGCUAAACAAUUAGACUCUUUUAUUGAUGAUCUAGCAGCAAAGUAUGGAGGUAACAAGAGCAAAGCUACCAAGAGAAAAGCUCCUCAAAAGAAGGAAACAGCCACUAAAAAUAAAAGGAAAAAGUAAUAAUGUAAAAAAUUUAUUAUCAUCAACAAUGUAACAUUUGGCCACAGUCUUGAUUCAUACAGUGUCUUCCGAGAUGUUUAAACAAAAUAAAUGUGUAUUGCCAUUUGAGUGUAGACACCAUUAAUACAUACUGGAAUUAGUAGUUAUGUUAUUAAAAAUAAAAUGAAAUACUGUCUGAAUCUUAAAACUGUGAAACCAAAACUGAAAAAUUAUAUCAGUCAUAAAAAACAUUGUGUAUUUUAUAAUUAUUUAUUUUGCAAACAAAAUUGGGCUUCUCAAAUUAUUUUGUAUUAUUUUUAACAUAAUAAUUGCUUGUGAGUAGUAAAUAAAAGUAAGAAAUAUAUA